AUGAAUACAUUUAUAAAACCUUCUCAACAUGCUCUAAAAACUUUUUCUCUUCAACGUUGUUCUAUAUCAACUAGUCCUAUUGUUUACAGUUGGUUUGUAAGAUUAACAAAUGUUACACAAGUUAAUACAGAAGCUGCAACACCAAAACAUACAAGAAAAAGAAAUUAUCCUUUAACAUAUGAACAACGUCAAUUUCCCAAAUUAAUUGGUCAUACAAAAACAUGGAAUACAUUUAAUACAUCAAAUUUACGUGAUGGAAAACGUAAAGCUGAAACAGUUAGUGAUGAUCUUUUUCUUCGUCAAUUUAUUUAUGGUACAUGGCAUUCAUUAUUUGUAUCCGAACUUAUUAUAAAACGACGACAUAAUAUGAUUAUUCUAAGUGGACUUGUAACACGAACAAUUCAUCCCCGUCGAAUGUAUUUUCUUAUAGGUUAUACAGAAGAAAUACUUUCUGCUCUAUUAAAAACUCCUGUUAAAAUAGAAAUUCAGACUGUAGAAAAUAAAGAUGAAGUGAUUUUUACAUAUUGGUAG
This is a messenger RNA of Adineta steineri, 531 nucleotides long. The record is from the annotation of a GenBank genome assembly. Lineage: Eukaryota; Metazoa; Rotifera; Eurotatoria; Adinetida; Adinetidae.